Molecule: messenger RNA, 13794 nt
Organism: Tachysurus vachellii
Lineage: Eukaryota; Metazoa; Chordata; Actinopteri; Siluriformes; Bagridae
Gene: nfic
Product: nuclear factor I/C
Exons: 11
Coding region: 1462-3003 (513 amino acids)
Biological process (GO): regulation of transcription by RNA polymerase II
Cellular component (GO): nucleus
Molecular function (GO): DNA-binding transcription factor activity, RNA polymerase II-specific; RNA polymerase II cis-regulatory region sequence-specific DNA binding
Source: RefSeq, a predicted model, not a curated record
UAAAUCACCAUCAGAAUCAUUCAGAUCGUCUCAUCAGGAGAAAGCAAGCACUCCAUUAUGGCUUACAAUAUGCUCACACUUUUGCCAUUUAACAUUUUUUAAGUGAUGUUAAUUUUAAUAAUCGUCAUCAUCGUUCAGACUCAGCAGCAGGACCCUAGCCAUGGCCUAGAAGCUCUUUCCCCUCUUUCCUCUUUCCACUGCUGAGACAUUUAUGUUGACAAGAAACUUUGAAGAAGUUAGACGUUAGAACUUGUGAGUUUGACAACUCCACUGCUGUAGAAUCUGGAGUUCAGUCCAGGGAUGUGAGCCCUACUCUAGAGGUAGAGAGAGAGAGAAAGAGAGAGAGAGAGAGAGCAAAAAAAAUUGCACGAGAAAAAAAAUAUAGCAGAACAUAAAGCAGAAAAACAGAGAGAUAGAUAGAGAGAGAGUGACAGACCAAGAGAGAGACCGAGAGAGAUAGAGAGAAACAGAGAGAAAGAGAGAGAGAGAGAGAGAGAGAGAGAGAAAGAGAGAGAGGGAGAGAGCAAAAAAAUUACACCUGAGACAAAAAAAUAUAGCAGAAAAUAGAGCAGAAAAACAGAGAGAUAGAUAGAGAGAGAGUGACAGACCAAGAGAGAGACAGAGAGAGAUAGAGAGAAACAGAGAGAAAGAGAGAGAAAGAGAGAGAGAGAGAAAGAGAGAGAGGGAGAGAGCAAAAAAAUUACACCUGAGACAAAAAAAUAUAGCAGAACAUAAAGCAGAAAAACAGAGAGAUAGAUAGAGAUACAGAGAGAAAGUGACAGACCAAGAGAGAGAAAGAGAGAGAGACAGAGAGAGACAGACCAAGAGAGAAAGAGAGAGAGAGACAGAGAGAGUGACAGACCACGAGAGAGAAAGAGAGAGAGAGACAGAGAGAGUGACAGACCAAGAGAGAGAGAGAGAGAAAGAGAGAGAGAGAGUUCCUGCUUCUUUAAGUUCUGCGCGUUUUUUAAUGGGAUGGGCCAUUUUCAUAACGUCAUUUCAUUCCUCCCUCUUUUUUUCAUUUCUUCUUCUUCUUUGAUUCUCUCUCUCUCUCUCUCUCUCUCUCUCUCUCUCUCUCUCUCCGGCGUCCUCCUCCCCUGUUUCCUAUAGUGCAUGAGCUCGCCCGAGCCUCCACGUUUUCGGAUCUUUAGUCGGCGGUCAAAUCUCGUGUGCGGCUCCUGCGCGCUUUUUUCUUUUUUUCUUUUCCCCUCCCUUCCUCCCUCCUUCCCUCCCUCUUUCUCGCGCUCUCGCGCGUUCUAUCUCUCUCUGUCCCUGCACGAGCUUUCCAAACUUGGGUUGCUUGCACCGGGAGCGCGAGAGAAGUGCGGCGGCGAUGGUGGAAGCGCCGGCUCUGCUCCUGCUGAUGAAGAAGAAGGAGAAGAUGAUGAUGAUGAUGAUGAUUAACUGUGACUGCUGAUCGCGCUUUCUCCACUCCUUUUCGCGUUUCUCCGUUUUCUCACCAUGAUGUAUUCUCCUCUGUGUCUGACUCAGGAUGAGUUCCAUCCGUUUAUCGAGGCACUGCUGCCACACGUCCGCGCCUUUGCCUACACCUGGUUCAACCUUCAGGCGCGCAAACGCAAGUACUUCAAAAAGCAUGAGAAGCGCAUGACCAAAGAUGAGGAGCGCGCCGUGAAGGAUGAGCUGCUGGGCGAGAAGCCUGAGGUCAAGCAGAAGUGGGCAUCUCGUCUUCUUGCCAAGCUGCGCAAGGACAUCCGACCAGAGUGCCGCGAGGACUUUGUGCUGUCUAUCACAGGCAAGAAAGCACCAUGCUGUGUGCUCUCCAACCCUGACCAGAAAGGCAAGAUGAGAAGGAUCGACUGCCUGAGACAGGCUGACAAAGUAUGGAGACUCGACUUGGUCAUGGUCAUCCUGUUCAAGGGGAUUCCUCUGGAAAGCACAGAUGGAGAGCGUCUGGUCAAGGGGGCACAGUGCUCCAAUCACAUCCUGUGCGUCCAGCCGCACCACAUCAGCGUCUCCGUCAAGGAGCUGGAUCUCUACCUGGCGUACUUCGUGCAGGAGAGAGAGGCAGCGGAGCAGGGCAGUAGUCCUCGCACAGGUAUCGGCUCAGACCAAGAAGAUAGUCGAGCCGCCACAAUGGAUGGGCCCGAGUUUCAGGAGAGCUUUGUCACGUCGGGAGUUUUCAACGUGACCGAACUGGUACAAGUGUCCAGAACACCGGUGGUGACAGGAACAGGGCCAAACUUCUCUCUCGGGGAGCUGCAGGGACACCUGGCUUACGAUCUGAACCCUACAGGUGUGACCAUGAGGAGAACCCUACCCAGCACCUCCUCAAGCGGGAGUAAGAGGCAGAAGUCCAGCUCUGUUGAGGGUGACAUCGACACCAGCCCCGGGGGUGAAUACUACACCUCACCAAACUCUCCCGCUAGCAGUUCCCGAAACUGGCAGGACGAGAUGGAAGGAGGUAUCUCCCCAGUGAAGAAGACUGAGAUGGACAGUCCAUCUCCUCAGGAGAGUUCUCCACGCCUUGGCAGCUUCACACAACAUCACAGACCUGUCAUUGCAGUGCACAGCGGUUUGUGUUUCCCAGCAGGUAUAUCUCGGAGUCCGCACCCAUCAUCGUCGCUGCAUUUUUCCACGGCUCCCAUCCUGCCUCAGCCGACAUCCACCUACUUUCCCCACACGGCCAUCCGCUACCCUCCCCACCUCACCUCACAAGACCCGCUCAAGGACCUGGUCACGAUGGCCUGCGACCCUUCCAAUCAACAGCCCAGUCCGCUGAAUGGCAGUGGUCAGGUGAAGGUCCCCCCCCACUACAUCUCCUCUCAGAUGCUGGCCCCCCCGCCUCCCCCGGCUCUGCCUCGCCUCACGCUGCCCCCUGACUCCAAACCCAGCAGCACCUCGCCAGACGCAGCCGCCUCCUCGCCCACCUCCCCCACAUACUCUGCUCCCGGGACACCACCUGCCAACCGCUUCUCCGUAGGAAUCGGCCCUCGAGACCCUGCGAGUCUGUAUCAGGCUCAGUCCUGGUAUCUGGGGAACUGAUUUGGACUCGGAGGAUACACCAAAGCAGGCGUGGACACGUAUUUUGAUUUUUUUUUGUUGUUGUUGUUGUUGGAAUUUACGAAAAACAAGAACAAGAAGCAGGAGGGAAAAUGUUGAUUAUAUAUGCAGUAUUUGUAUAUAUACAGCAUAUGUGUGUACGAACCGACGCAUAUGUGCACACGUAUAUACGGCUAAAGCUAUAUAAAACGCUUCAGUAAAACUUUUUUUUCCCCGGAAAGACGGUAGAAGAACGGAAUGUCAGAGGAGACUGCGGAUGCAUGAAAAGAGAAGAGAAAAGAGAGAAGAGUAAAGAAGAGAGAGAGAGAGAGGAUGUUUAUUUGGAGGGGUGGCCAUACUGAACCGCAGGCCAGAGACUGAAGCGUGCAGGAGGAAUUUUGGAAAGGGAAAAAAAAAUAAACCACGCCCACUUUGCUUCCCCUUGGCUCCUGGAAACGAAGGGCCCUCCCUCCUCUUCCUCUUCCUCUUCCUCUUCCUCUUCCUCCCUCUGCUACAGGUGCUGCUUUCUCAUAUAUGCAAAAUACCUACGUUUUUUUCCAGGAAAAGGAAGCCCUGAUGAUGGACGGGGUUUUUUUGUAAGCGCUUUAGGACUUUCCCACAUGUUCAGAGCUGAUUGUCUUCUUUUUAUUUCCUAAUUUGGGGUUUUAUUUUCUUUUUAAACAAAUUUGAAUGUGGCCAGAGGUUUUCGGGGCAGAAUGAAGGGUCGAUGACUUCCCCUUAAUAUCCCUUCAGCUAACGUUCGGCCCAAAACGGCCGCUUUUUCUCCAGUUUUAUUAUUGACAAUCAUGUUAUUGUUUUUUUUUUUAAUGCAUCGCAUCUGACAUUUGUAUCAGAGAUCCACUUUUUUAGUGGGUGCCUGAAUUUCUGUUGUUUUUUUUUUCUUUUUCUUCAAACUUUGGUACAUCUGUGGCAUUUGAGGUCACAGUCGGUGUGUGUGUGUGUGUGUUAGGUCGCAUUACGCUCACACACACACACACACACACACACACGCACGCACACAUAUUGACACGCCCUUACAAACAGUCUUCAGAAAUGGCAUGUACUGUUAAUACACUAAGCAGAGGCCGAAUCCAAGCCUUCGGAUGAUUUCGGCGUGUGACCGAGCACCUUUUUGUCUUUUCUGUGUCAUGCUGAAAAUCGUUCACUAUAUGUGUGUGUGUGUGUGUGUGUGUGUGUGUGUGUGUGUGUGUGUGUGGUCCACGUACGUUGCGUUCUUUUUUUUUACGUUAACAUGAAAUUGGAAAACAAGAAAAAAAAAAUCAUAUUUUUAAAAUCUGAGAAAAAUUUAUUUGUAAUUUUUUUUUCCUUAAAAUUAUUUCUAAAAAUGUAAUUAUUGUUCCUUGACAUCCUGGAAGAACCUUUUUCCGUUUUUCCUGAAUGAUCUGAUAAAACUGAGGUCAACAUGUACAUGAUUGAAGCGAUAUUCUUAUAUUGCCGCGCAACCAGAAUCCUGUUUUGUUUUGUUUUUCGUUUGUUUGUUGUUGUUUGUUUAAAUAAAAAAAGCACACAGUGAUCCGUAUUAGCAGCACAUCUGGCACUAACGGCGAUCUUUUAAACGUUAGCCUACCCUCGAGAUCGUUCGUUAAAAAAAAACAAAAUUCGGAAAAAGAAAAGUGAAGGAAUGCAGCGUACCUGGAUCAUGCGUGCGUGUGUGUGUGUGUGUGUGUGUGUGUGUGUGUGUGUGUUUGCGUGGGUGUGUAUGGCGUCCGUACACGUCUAAAGCCCCCGAUUCAUCCUAGUGAACUACUUCCUCAGUAUGUCCUCGAACCGUGUAGAUAAAAGUAGAACUAACAGUGGAGUUAACCUACAGAGCGACAAAGGGAGUAGGUCCUAGAGUUCUGUCACUAAUAAGACAGUAUUGGGUUUAGAAUUGAUUUUUAUUUUGUCUUUUAUCUUUUCUUUUUUGUGUGUAAACUGCAUUGGAAAUUACAGGCAUUGCACUACUUUUAAUUAUUCAUAUGAAUGCUGCAGGCUUGACUUAAAUUGUUUUUUUUUUUUGUUUGUUUUAAUUUUCAAAAUGAAUAGUUGUGUGAUUCUCUUAUCAUGUUAGCUUCAGCGUCCGAACAGAACAAUCCGAUCGAUCCAACGUCCUGCUCAAGUCAGGUAUCCUGACAUCGAUAGUGCCGCCACCACCGUGCUUCCAGGAAUUAUUAUUAUUAUUAUCCUUAUUUCUAUUUAAACCCCCACACUUUUCUGGAUCCUUAUUAUUUUUGCUUUAUUAUCUAAUACACAACACACACACACAGAAAACUGAUUGUAUUUAAGCCAAAUUGCUGACGUUUUAGCCAUGUGGCUCCCAGGAAGCUUUGCAUGGGUCAGCGAGUGUAUUGAUCUCUUUCUCUGGAUUUCUUUAAAGCAGGCUUGUGUGCUGAGUUCCAAAUGUUAGUGAACGAACAUCAGGGCUUAUAAAUCUGCUACCGAACCCAAACUAAUCCCAGAGCCAUGAAAAGUGCCUACAAUGUUGCAAAAGUUUCAGUUGAUUAUUAUUAUUAUUAUUAUUAUUAUUAUUAUUAUUAUUAUUAUUAUUAUUAUUAUUAUUAGGGAUGCAUUGAUAACUCGUCGUCCAUAAAAGGGCCACUUAUUCAACUAGGCUUGUUCUUUUAACACCUGAAGCAUGAAAUCUGUUGGUUUUUACGUGAACUAGCAACAAAAUUCGAUUUAGCUACAUUAGUUAGUUAGCUAGUUAAUAGCUAGCUACAUUUGUCUAGUUGGAUGGGACCGAGCCGCAGCAGAGAAGAGCCCGUUUUGUUUCAUGCGGUUUCUGUAGAGCUGUAAGUAAACUAUGUUUUGUUUUCACCGUGACUUUAUACCUGACUGACGCUUAUUCAACCACGCUAGCAUUUCCUUGAGCGUUGCCCUUUGUUGCUAACUAUGAACUCUUCGUGUCAUACUUUUAAUUGAACGAAUCUUAAAAAAAUGAUCUAGUUUGUUUUACACCCGUUUCCUUGCACAACACUGAGUAUCACCUGAUACCGGGAACAUUUUAGUACGACUGCAAAUCCGUCAGAUUGUUUCCCGAUACGACCGUCGCUAUGACUAUCGAUGCAUCCCUAACUCUUAUUCUCGAUCCUGUGGGACUUCAACACAGGCUACAUAACUACAUAACACACACAAUACCACAUCAACAACAUCAACAGAUCUGCAAGGACUAAAGCUCCGACUUGCUCAGUAGCGUAACUGACAUUUUCACAGAACUUCAAAAGCAUUUCUGUUGGGUUUUUUUUUCACACCAGUUCUUUUGUUUUCAUCCCGAGACCCCGAUUACAUACGACAUGAUUGUGUUCAAGGUGCUGACAUGAGAAUCUCUAUUUAUCAAUUAUAUAUAUAUAUAUAAAAGUGCAUGGUGCUUUCUAAGAGGAAAAAUAUUAAAAAGCUCAGAUGACCACAGUAUCUUUGACAUGGGCGCAUGGCAGAUAAACUUAGUAGAAUCUCUGAAGUUAAGUUCUUACUCGAAACUACCCCACACACCCUUGAAUCCCCACAGUACAGAGCUCAUCAGGAUUGCGAACGGAUGAGAAUUUUUACCUUGAGAUGCGUAACAUCGUUUUUGAAUUUUUACCCCCUGCAACAUCCCUGACACCCAUACUCUACCCUGACACCCAUCCCUCCAAUACUCUGACCCUGAAACAACUCCCCCAUCCCCUUAAUCCCUACCCUGACACCCAUCCCCCAUACUCUGACCCUGACACCCACCCCCCAUACUCUACCCUGACACCCAUCCCUCCAAUACUCUGACCCUGAAACAACUCCCCCAUCCCCUUAAUCCCUACCCUGACACCCAUCCCUCCAUACUUUGACUCUGACACCCAUCCUUCAUCCAUUUACCCCAGAUGCUGACACCCAUCCCCCAUACUCUGACCCUGACACCCACCCCCCAUACACUGACCCUGACACCCACCCCCAUACACUGACCCUGACCCCCAUCCCCCAUACCCUGACCCUGACACCCAUGACCCCCAUACCCUGACCCUGACACCCAUACCCUGACCCUGACACCCAUCCCCCAUACUCUGACCCUGACACCCAACCCCAUACACUGACCCUGACACCCAUCCCCCAUACUCGGACCCUGACACCCACCCCCCAUACUCGGACCCUGACACCCAUCCCCCAUACUCGGACCCUGACACCCACCCCCCAUACACUGACCCUGACACGCAUUCCCCAUACCCUGACCCUGACACCCAUCCCCCAUACUCUGACCCUGACACCCAUCCCCCAUACUCUGACCCUGACACCCAUCCCCCAUACACUGACCCUGACACCCAUCCCCCAUACACUGACCCUGACACCCAUCCCCCAUACACUGACCCUGACACCCAUCCCCCAUACUCUGACCCUGACACCCAUCCCCCAUACACUGACCCUGACACCCACCCCCAUACACUGACCCUGACACCCAUCCCCCAUACUCUGACCCUGACACCCAUCCCCCAUACACUGACCCUGACACCCAUCCCCCAUACUCUGACCCUGACACCCACCCCCCAUACUCUGACCCUGACACCCAUCCCCCAUCCCCUGACCCUGCCACUCAUCCCCCGACCCCUUCGAUUUUGCACGACGUUUUAUAUAACACAUUAUGUGCCUUGCCUUUAGUUAAGAACAAUAAUACAGGAUUGAGAAUUGUAAAUGAAUUUUUUAUGUAACCAAUCGUCACUGGAAAAAAAUAUUACAAAAAAAAUAACGAUGCAUGUUUGCUUGUCACUAUCUGAUUAGGACUGAUCGAGUGCAGUCGACUGAGACGGGUGAGACUGGCUUUCCUUCCCCCUUUGAUACGUUUGCUAGUCGUCUUUCUGCCGCAUGAAAAUUAAAUUCUGAUGGAUUUUUUUCCAUAUUUCUUUAUUUUCACGCAUUUUUCAUUUAUAUUCCUGCAGAUCAGACUGUGACCUUUUACAGUACCUGCUCUUCAUUUUCCAGCCAGAUCGUCACUUUUAUUCAUCCGUGCUGUUGUUCUUAAUGCUUUCUAUCACUCUUUUUUUACUUUUAGAAUGAACGUAGCCUAAAGUACCGACUGAUGCUGACAGCUAGGAACAAAAAAUACACUUUUGAAACUGAAAAAAGAAGGAACGUUGAUAUAUUUAUUUUUUUUUUUUGUAUUUUGCUUUCAGAGCGUUUUAAAAAUGUCUGAAUGGUAAUUUGGGAAUUUCAUUUGGAAAUUUUACUUGGACAAUGACAGGAUUAUUCUAAGAUGCAUCUCAGUUCUAACAAUUCUGCGUCGAUACACAGAUUUCUUUACUACAAAUAAAACAGUUUAAAUCCAAUGUAAACCAAGUCAUCGUAACAAAAAAAGUGAAAAGAACUUUUUUGCUCAUAACUCGUGUACAAUCAUGUCUGAUCCUAGCUAAGCUAGCUAGCUCGAAGAGAAACUUUAGACUUUUAAAUUAAGUUCUUAAAUUCAUUUUUAUGAAUCAGAAAAAAAAAAUGAUCUCAUAUAAAAAUCAUGUGGGGAAAAAAAAAACAUUCCAAACUUGAAGGAAAACUGAGUCUCCUGAGGUGAAAGUAAAUAAUCAGGCUAAUCAUAAUAUUCGCAACAAAAAAAUCCCUCAUCAUGGAAACCCCAAUAUUUCACACACUAGGUACAGCGUUUUAAAAGGUCUAGAAACGAGAUGCAUCCAGAAUCGUUUUAGACUUUAACCAAAUAAUCCUAACGGUAACCAUGACACCCAGAAUCCUCCUCUGUCCGAGACCGUAGCUGUGUCGCUGACUCGUCAUCGGCAUCUUUGCAAUAUUUAGAAAAGCUUGUUUUAAUCAAACGUCCGACGACAAAGGCUUCGGCUUUGUGACGGACUUUACACAACUUUGGCUUCAAGGACAUUAGUUCAGAACUUUGGACCUGUGACUUGAUGACCCCCCAGAUCAGUGUCUACGCGUGUUAACGUGUUGAUGUGGUUUGUUACACUACGACUUCUCUGAUUAGCGAGGAAGCCGUUUCGACUGACAGCCCGUCGGAUUUAUUUUUUUCUCCCGAAUGUCUUUUUGAAUGUUUUUUUUACUACUUAAUUUGUCCAGAAACCCUGACUUGAUGUUUAUAGACACUCUUUUUUUGUAAUGUUAGAAGCUAAUUUAUGACAGAUGACCGGGUAGCGUACGGAGAGUGUGCGGAAUGAGUAGUUGGAUCAUGUGAUAAUCAGUUAAAGGACAUGUUCUAGUUUUCUGAUGAUUCGGUGAGAUGCAGCUCUGGUAGCUUUUAAUAUUUGCUGGUAGUUCGUUUGGAAAAAAAAAAAAAAAAACAAUGAUUCUUUUAAAAAAAAAAAAAAAAAAGUGAAAUUCGAAUAGAACGAGCGUUUUUGUUUACACGAAGCCCGUGGUUAAGAUCUCUUAAGAUCGAUGAUGGAGAGCAAAGUUUGGCUCGCGCUCUGGCUGGAGAGAAGUGCUGCGACAAAACCUGUACCAUCGAACCCCAUAUUACACACACGCAACAAACAGAGCUGACAACAUGCAGCAAGCCACUUUGUUUUUAUUUAACAGAGCAGGUGAUGAGGCCAGAGCUUCUCCCCACCAUGAAGAAAACAAAACACAGCACCUUACGUUUAAGGCACUUAUUCAACUACAGCGUAAUCGCCGUUUUUGAUGAUUUAAUCACCGUUUUUUGAAUGAUAUUUGAAUUGACUCCAAACUCCUUAAAGAAGCUGUAUGUCACUUUUACAGAGAAAAGCAUUGGUGAUGCCUCAGCAGUCUGUUGCUUUCUGAGUCUACAAACGUGAAACGACUGCUCUCUCUCUCUCUCUCUCUCUCUUUCUCUUUCUCUCUCUGUGGGAGGGACGUUAAACUCUGUCUUGUCAAUCAGAGCAUCUAUCCAAUUCAAUUUGAGUAUGUGGAAGAGGGACGAUUAUAAAAAAGCACCCCCCUGUAAGUGUUAAGAUGCCCUGAGAUGCAGAAUGAUGGAGAGAGUUAAUUGGCAAAUGAGCAAAUCGGGAAAAAAGAAUCCCUCCUAAAAAAUUACAGACUGCACCUUUAAUCUUCUGAAAUGCAAUUCCCGUCAUUACGUAUACACAAGUGCACAUGCCCUGUUAAAGGGUCCGAGAUCCCGAUGCUCAUAUCGAGCGCUGUGGCCGUUACCCCGGGGGGGGGCAGAAGCACGUUGCCCAUCACCUGCCCUGUGAGGAUUUGCACUGCUCCACACUCACCUAUCUGAAGCCGUCGGUCCUCCAGCCAGGGUGCGAGCCUGUAGAGAAGCCUGCGAGCGUACCGUCUGCUCUGCUCCUCUUCCCUUUUCUUUCUCAUCCAACAAACUUUUUUUUUUUCUGUAGCAAGAGAGCUCACACACAGACAGGACUGCUGCUGCUCAGCAAGACCACGUCUGUCGUCACCGCCCACGAGUGCAUCGUUUAAUUCAUUUAAAAAAAAAAAAGUGGCCUGUGUGUGACAGCUGACGUCUUUAACGUCUUUGAGCUGGUGCAUGUAUAAAAAAAUAUAAAUAAAAAAAAAUGAUAAAAAAAACAAAUAAAAAAAAAAAAACAGAAAAAACAACAACCCUUGUCAAAUAUUUUUACAGAACUGAAUAACGAGUAAUUGUUAUGCGUAUUGUUACAUUUUGAACACACGACCUUGUGUACUAUAAACGCGUACCGUAUAUAUCUAGUACAGUAUGGAGAAAAAUGUACAGAAAAAUUUUGUAUAAGAAAUAAGAGAUGUUUGUGUUUGUGGUUUGGGUUUAGUUAUCAUAAGCUCGUGGCAAAGCCACAGAAAAUGUUGCAUGUUCCUUCUAAAGGAUCUGCUGUUCGUGGUGUCGAGUCUCGGGACACCGCCGUCGGAAAGCCUUUAAACCCGAGAGCUUCAGGCUUUCGGCUCGGACUCGGGCGGCUCCGGACCUCGACUCCCGUCUUCGAUGCCGUUUCAAACUCAAGCCUCGUUUAGCGUCGAGAGGAUAUGCAAAUUCCAUCACUUUUUCUUUCUUUUUACGAUUCACUAUUUUCACUCGACGAUAAACACUUUUUAUUUCCUUCCGUUCGAAAGAUUGCACUAGAUAACCUGCUAUUGAUUAUUGAUAUUUUGUCUGAGAAUUUUUUUUUUUUAAUGAUGUGUUCUGUAGAAAUAUUUCUGUCCGUCAACCUGAAAGGUGGAUAAUGAAUAGGAGAAAAGUAUCAAAAGAUAGAAAGAUAGAAAGAAAGAGAGAGAGACAGAUAGAGAGGGAAAAUAGCUGCUUUAGAAUGGCUUUUUUUUUACGCUUAGCGUUUUGUUUCUCCUGACAGAAGUCAGAAGUCGUGUCGGAUCGGUAGACGAUUGUCACGGCUUGAUUUGUUUUUUUUGUUUAUCUGUAUUUUUAUGUGAAGACGUGACGAGCAGCACUCGAGCACCUCUGUGAUGAGCGUGCCUUCUCCUUAAACAGGUCAGUAUCGAAUGUUGCCGACGGAGUGAGACGGUGUUUCCUGAUGGUUGGCUGUUAAAGAAGGAGAUCUGUACUUUAUUAUCGGUGUGAAAAAAAGACACGGCCGCGUGGAGCUCGCGACUGAACUGUAACUCUGGAGGACGUCGAGUCGAUGGGGUUCGAAGCGAAACCUCUAUGCACCUCUGUACUGUUUCCUUUCCUCGUACGUAAGGGCUCGACAACUUCUUCAGGGCAGAAUCGGAAUCUGCAACUCACUCAUUUUGUUUGUUUUUGUUUGUUUCGCUCAUGCAUGUGCACAGUAAUCCUGGAACGAUUCGAAAACGCUCCGUAAAACCACGGCUUUAAAAAAAAAAAACAAAAAAAAAACGUUUCGAUAAAACGUAUCCGAACUUAAAGAAAACUCGACCCUGAACCGUUCGCAUGUUCACGAAUUAAUUAUCUAAAUUAACAUAACCUUCAAUAACACCCAAAGAUUUCCUUUGUAACAAAUUCCUGAAGUUUUAUUAAACGUUGUUGUUAGACGUGUUUUUUUUAUUUUUUUAUUUUUUUAUUUUGCUUUUCUAAAUUACCCACAAUUCCAGUGUCUGCUGAGAGAGAGAGAGCGAUGCAGCGGCGCUUUAGUCUUUCAGUCCGGUCCAGUUCCUGGGCUGCUCAAACAGGAUCGAUUUGCAAAGCGUCAACGAUGAUGUCAUAUCCUGUUGUCUCUCGCUAGACUAACCAGUCCCUCUGUGUCACAAAUAUUCCAAUCGAAACUUAUUCCACGUACUUCAGGGUGGAGUUUUUCUUCUUCACUACGACGUGUGGUUGUGUCCUUUAGCGUCGCUUCUCACGCCAUCCAGAGUCACUCACAUAAUAACAAACAUUUAUUCUACUCCGUAUCACUUCAGGUCUGACUUCUGUCUUCUGUUCAUCAAUCCGAUCCCAAAUCCGGCGUCAGACUCCGAGUCGAUAUCAGACUUACUUCUCAUAAUCCAGCCUGACUGUGCCAUGCUAACUCUAACCCGCUUUUCUAUCCAUUUUUAUCCAUCACCAGUAUUCUCUCUCUCUCUCUCUCUCUCUCUCUCUCUUUCUCUCUCUCUCUCUCUCUCCACCUCCUCAAGAAUAAAUACCAGCAGCUCAAAGCAAACACGUGAAAAGACGUCGUAAACCAAAAAAAAAACCCAUCCUCAAUGAGCAGUGCCUGAUCGUUUUUCUUUUUUUUUUUAUCUCUUCCCCUCAGUCUAUAUGAUUGCGAAUGGCUCCGAGAGCCAGAUUUACCCCAAGCCUCUUAAUAACCCAGCGUGACUGGUGCAAUACUCUCACCACAACCAGUCUUUAUUUACCAGGAAUGUCUCUUCUUUUCUUUUUUUCUUGUUUUUCAGCGUUUGUUUUAUGUUGUUAGAAAGGGCUGAAGGCUUGUGGAAGCCUUUCCUCGGCACGGCCACGAGGCUUCAGUGCCUGCUAGUCGCUAGUCUCUGUUCAAAAGGGGUGAAAGCCAUGCUAACGCUUUGCAGUUAUGCAAUAUUUUUUUGAUAAUUCUAUUAAAGUCUGAAAUGCCAAAACACUCUGGCGCGAUGUCUGGGCAACACUUUUUUUUUCUCUCUCUAACGGUGCGCCAUGCGGAGAUGAAAUAAUUAAACCGCGACACAUUGAUAUUAGUAUUUGGGCUCAUCGUGCUCGUGCCCAGUGAUUUUUAUUUCUGUUUUUGAUUUGCUCCUAAACGGUAUUCAUCUCCUGUGGAAAAGGUUUUUGUGGGUUUCUAAAGCAUGCUGUUUCCUCUCCGAUUUGGAGGUUUGACGCGACAACAAAGUGGAGACGAAAUGUUUCUCAGAGAACAUUCUGAUGCAGUGUUAAAUUUUAAGGGUUUUACUGUUUCCUUUUGUUUUUAUUGUUUUUGUUUUCUUUCCUCUCAUUAUUCUUUUUUUUUUUUCGUUUUGUUGUUUUGCGAAUAUUACCAUGGUAGUUAUGCAUUAACCGCUUGCUUGCUGCACAGACACACACUUCACACCAGGAAGGAGCAUGUGGACAUUUAGUUUACACACCACCGUUGUAAUACGACCACACACACACUCAGACACACACACACAGACACACACAACCACACACACACUCUCAGACAUUCACUAUAUACUUUACAAAUGUAACAAAAUCGCAAAAGUCUGAAAUCGGCGAAAGCCGGUUAGUCGUGUUUCUAUAUUAUUUCUUCGUUCACAGAAAAACACACACACACACACACACACACACACACACAUGAAAAUAAACUAAACUUCUCAUGCUUUUGAACUGGUGUGAGGGGAAAUUUACAAAGCUUUGACAAUAUUUCAUUAUAAUUGUAUUCUCUGCCAUCGCUGUUUGCAAAAAAAAAAUCGCUCAUGAAUACAGUACUGGAAGUGAUUAUGUUUCUCUAUGCAAAAAAAAAUAUAAAAAUUAAUAAACAAAGCUAUGCUACAACUCAGACAAAA